GUAGGGAGUUGUUUGGCGGACCCCGCAAGUUUUUCUUUACUUUACAUGUUAUUUUUGUUUCUCUAAAGGAGGCCAAAUUCUUCAUUUCUGUCAUCACUUGCCGCGUUGUUCGCUCGGUCUGUCGACAGACUUUAAAGACAAAGUGUUCCGGGGCGUGGUACACAACUACAGCCGGAGAAGGAAGGAAGGAUCGGGGACUCGGACCGGCCGCGGCGGAGCUCAUGAUGCCGACGUUGCGGGACAGCACCAUGUCCCACCCCGGCGAGAAUUCCCACCAAGUCCGGGUCAAAGCGUAUUACAAAGGGGACAUCAUGAUCACUCAUUUUGAGCCGUCCAUCUCAUACGAGGGUCUGUACGGGGAGGUGAAGGACAUGUGCUCCAUGGACAACGACCAACUCUUCACCAUGAAGUGGAUCGACGAGGAAGGUGACCCCUGCACCGUGUCGUCUCAGCUGGAGCUGGAAGAAGCUCUGCGUCUCUACGAACUCAACAAAGACUCGGAGCUCAUUAUCCACGUGUUCCCCUGUAUACCUGAGAAACCUGGCAUGCCGUGUCCGGGAGAAGACAAGUCCAUAUAUCGGCGUGGAGCGAGGCGCUGGAGGAAGCUUUACUAUGCCAGUGGUCACGCCUUUCAGGCUAAGCGCUUCAACAGGCGAGCCCACUGUGCCAUCUGUACAGACCGGAUCUGGGGUCUGGGAAGACAAGGCUACAAAUGCAUCAACUGCAAACUGCUGGUGCACAAGAAGUGCCAUAAACUGGUCACAGUGGAGUGUGGCAGACCGAUGAUCCAGGAACCAAUAAUGCCGGGCCCACCAUCAGGUCAAUUAGACCAAACUGAACAGCCAGGCCCUCAGAAUAAAGACUCCAGUGAAAGCUUGACUUACGAUGGAGAAGAGAAAGAGGCAACAAGCAGUAGACACCCGGGGAAAUCGCCUUCCAGCCUCGGCCUGGCUGACUUCGACCUGCUGAGGGUGAUCGGCCGAGGCAGCUACGCCAAGGUGCUGUUGGUGCAGCUGAAGAAGACGGAGCGCAUCUACGCCAUGAAAGUGGUGAAGAAGGAGCUGGUCAAUGACGACGAGGACAUCGACUGGGUCCAAACAGAAAAGCACGUUUUCGAGCAGGCCUCCAAUCAUCCCUUCCUGGUCGGCCUCCACUCCUGUUUUCAGACAGAAAGCAGACUGUUCUUUGUUAUUGAAUACGUGAACGGUGGAGAUCUCAUGUUCCACAUGCAGAGACAAAGGAAACUCCCAGAAGAACACGCCAGAUUCUACUCAGCAGAGAUCAGUCUGGCACUCAACUACCUCCAUGAAAAGGGAAUCAUCUACAGAGAUCUGAAGCUGGACAACGUGCUGCUGGACUCUGAGGGGCACAUCAAACUUACAGACUACGGCAUGUGCAAGGAGGGCUUGAGACCAGGCGAUACAACAAGCACUUUCUGUGGUACCCCCAAUUACAUCGCCCCCGAAAUACUCAGAGGAGAGGAUUACGGGUUCAGUGUGGACUGGUGGGCGCUGGGCGUGCUGAUGUUUGAGAUGAUGGCGGGGCGGUCGCCUUUCGACAUCGUUGGGAGCUCCGACAAUCCCGACCAGAACACAGAAGACUACCUCUUCCAAGUAAUAUUGGAAAAACAGAUCCGAAUCCCCCGCUCGUUGUCAGUCAAAGCCGCCAGCGUCCUCAAGGGAUUCCUCAACAAGGAUCCCAAGGAGCGUCUAGGCUGCCACCCUCAGACAGGCUUCGCUGACAUCAUGGGCCAUCCAUUCUUCAGAAACGUCGACUGGGACCUUUUGGAGCAGAAGCAGGUGGUCCCUCCUUUCAAGCCCAACAUCUCAGGGGAGUUCGGACUGGAUAACUUCGACGCCCAGUUCACCAACGAGCCCAUCCAGCUCACACCUGAUGAUGACGAUGUGGUCAAGAAGAUCGACCAGUCUGAGUUUGAAGGAUUUGAGUACAUCAACCCACUCCUGAUGUCGGCGGAGGAGUGUGUGUGAGGGGACAUGACGUCUGUGCUCACACACACACCACCCACACACAAACACACUCAUGCACGUGUUACGUGGCGUCUCAGUGUCUUCAAGCUGCAUGGUUACGAGACAACCCGGCGACAUCAACCUUCUGUUCGAGGGCCGCACAUGCACAGUAGAACGCUUAUUUGCCAAAACCAGUCUCACACUCUGCCAUUUAUAACCACUUGCCCUUAAGCCUACCUUCUUUCUUAAUUAUUUUUAUAUCAUGUAAAUCUGCACUGAUAUCGAUUUUCUCAUCGGGGCCUCUUUAUCGGUAGCCGACGAGGCUACAGAGUUCUUCCAAGGUUGCUGUAAACGGGGGCGGGGAAUGAGGCACGGCCCCCGACAGAUGAACUGAACAUCCUGUCCUUCCAGCUGGUGGGCUGUUUUCAAUGCAUAUUUUAUUUGUAUAUAUAUGAAUCUACUAUAAAUGUUAGAAAAAGGCCUUUUUAGCUUCAAGCCAGUCAGACAAACCUAAUCAUUAUAAAAUCAUCAUUUUGAAUUUCGCUUUGUCGCCACACCCCUUCUGUAGAGAAAUCAUAACACUAGCCUUUUAAAAAAAAACACACAAAAAGAUAAAAAUCUAUAUAUUUUUCUCAUAUUUUAUUUAACAACAUCAUUAUAUGUGUUGUUCUAAUGUGUUACAUGUCCGGCCUGAGUAACAGAACCAAAAAAAGGUUCAGGCUUUGUUGUUUGGAUGAAAACAGAAGGUGUCUGCUUCAAGUCCAUUCUCCCCAGAAUGAAGGAUCGUACGCAGCUGCAUCGAACCGACACUAAUAACGAGUUAAUGCUCUCUAACUGUGAAUGAAAGAGCUCAAGCUAUGCAGGGCAAUGGGCUGGAAGAGAAGCAUGUCGCACCUGAACGCUGGAGCACAGGCUAGGUAUUACUGUGCAGACCAUCCAUGAUAUUUACAUUCAUACAGGACCAAAAAACAUUUUUCUGAAAAAUGUCUUGCUGGUACGAAUUACACGCUGCAGUAUACAUAUGUGCUGUAACAAGUCAUAGAAUUUAUAUAUUCAGAUUUUUUUUUGUUCUCAUUUUUCAAGGGGGUGUUCACCCACACAUCACAAAUAUACAUUUUACUCUUACCUGUAGUGCUAACUUGGAUUGUUUUUUGUGAGUUGCAGAGUGUUGAAGAUAUGAUGCGGAGAGAUUUAUUAUGUGACUGUUUCUCACUUUGCUUGUUGUGCUUAAAGUACUAAAAAACACAUUUGAAAAACCCAACAUGUCCUUAUAGAAAUCUAACAAUGCCAUUUUCUGCACAAAUUAAGCAAAACCACAAUAAACAAAAGAUUAAAGUCCAAUUGAAUAUAUCAUAUCCGAGUUCAUGACCCGGUUACUCAAGAUAAUCCAAAGCGUUUUCUGCGUGUUUUGGGCCUGAACUGUUCUGAGAAGAACUACUCAUGACAUCCCACUCCCACUCCCACAAAACGACUCCUGUCCCAUCCAUCCCAAUCCUGGAAGAAUGACUCCUGUCCCAUCCUUUUCACAGAAGAAUGACUCCUGACCCGUCCUUUUCCCGUUUUAAAAACCUAGAAUGCCUUUUACUAAAGGGCAGAAAAACAUAAAAACACUUUAGCCAGGGGUCACUUUAGUUUUCCUUAUGAGGGCCAGCUGAUAGAUCUGUUUCUAGCUGUUUUAUUUGGCUGCAGUCUAUAUUUCCUUAUAUUUAAAAACUCCUAUAUUGUUGUUAUUCUUCCUGUCUUGCCUGUUCCGUUGACUUUUUUGCUGAAGAGUCAAAAUGCUGUUGUAUUUUUGCCGCAUCUAUUCUUAGUAAAGCUAAGCUAAGUAAAUUGCAGUAAAUUUAUCAAUUUUCCCGUUUUCUUUCAUCUUUUCCGUUACGAGCUGUAGUUUGUUUCUGUGUUGUCUAUGGUCUUGCAUCAGCUGUAUUCGACCAAUCAUUGUACAUUCUAAUGUGCAAUUGUGCUGGAAGAGUGUUUCACACAGGAGCUAAAAAAAGUCACUCAAAACAGCUGUCUAAGAACUACAAUUGUUCUUAGUUCUUGCGGCGCAGACACAAUAAAAAGGGAGGUUCUUAGAACUAUGAUGAAGUUCCUCCAGUCUGAAAACGUCUUUAUGGAGCAGUUAAAUGUUGGAUCUAUUUUCUUUAUUGUAUCAUUUAGUUUUAGGCACUUUGAGCACCACAAGCCACAUCCCACCUAGUAGUGAUGUAAAUCACGAUAUGUUUUUUAUAUUGAGUCUCUGGACCACGAUACGAUAUGAAGCCAUAUAUCGUAUUGUAUCAUAUAUUCCCUUCUAACACAAUCAAUUACAUUUAAAUUAACUUAUAAAAAGCAACUGUAAUGUGCACCGUUUUUAAUAAUAUAAAGAAUAUAAAGGUGGAGCUUCAGAAUAAAGGCAUAUUUUAAAGAUGACAAUGAGUAUCAAUAUUUUCACUUUGCAUUGAUUAUAUUGGAUCAUUAAAUAGAUUUAUCGAUACAGAUCAAUACAUUGUUACACCCUUACAAUGAGAGAAUAUCUCCAACACUCAGCAACCUGCACCAAAACAGUCUAAAUGUAUAAAUAGCACCACAGGUAAGAGGAAUAAUGUAUUUUUGAUUUGGGGGUGAACUGUCCCUUUAACACUAUGCCUUUCUUACAUGUAAAGUCUGUCAUCUUUUUUGUUUAUUUUUGUACUUUCUCCAUUCCAUGUAUGUCUUUCAUUUUUAAAGAAAACACGAAGUGAUUGUUGAAAUGAGAGAUUCGGUCCGAAGCCACGACACAGAGCUCACUGGAACUGGAAACUGUGUCUGCUGGGGUCCAUUUUUUUUUUCACCACAUCUACCAUAAUCUGAUUAGGUAUUUUGUAAAACUGCUUAAAAGCAUAUAAAGGCUCUGCAGAGCAACUCUCUUCCCCCUGACUGUAAGUGAUGGUGCAUGAACCUCCAGACUCUUGUCCAAUCGAAGCUUCUCUCUAAUUGGAAAAUGUUUUUGGGCUCACAUGGAGACCGGAGGAACUCAUUCAUCUGUUACACAAGUUACUUUCGCUAUUUUGUUACUUGUUUUUGUGAAUCAGAUUUAAUUUUGAAUCUUUUUUUAUCACUACAUUGAUUCCAAAAUGUUACUGGGUGAACCCAAAAUGGAAACACUAUUUGUUGUAUUUGUUGUGUUCUGGGGAUGUUUACCACCCAGAGGACUCUGCUGACGUUUAUUAUUAGUGUGCAAAGAAAAAAAAAAAACACAGACGGUAAAUAAACAUUUUAUUUCUC
Molecule: messenger RNA, 5213 nt
Organism: Centropristis striata (black sea bass)
Lineage: Eukaryota; Metazoa; Chordata; Actinopteri; Perciformes; Serranidae
Gene: prkci
Product: protein kinase C, iota
Exons: 18
Coding region: 222-1988 (588 amino acids)
Biological process (GO): protein phosphorylation; establishment or maintenance of cell polarity
Molecular function (GO): ATP binding; protein binding; protein serine/threonine kinase activity
Source: RefSeq, a predicted model, not a curated record